CCUUCCGGAGUUGCCUUACAACUGAGCAUGGCUAACCGGGAAUCUCACAACAUUCUUUCCCGACAUCUUCCCCCCGGUCCGUCCCGCCUGGUCGCAGCGGGGUGCUUCACGUCGUGUAUGCAUCAGUCGGGUCUCGCCGGGCUGUCAGGCCUGUGCCGAGUCACCGACCAUCUCUACCUCAGCAAUGUCCGAGCGGCGAGAGACUCCGCCCAGGUGACCCGGUGCAGGAUCAACUGCAUCGUGAACGUCACUGAGACCCGGAGCCGCUGCCCUCUUCACCCCGGGGUGGAGUACGUCCACAUCCCGCUGCCCGACUCCCCGCUGUCUCCCCUCGGCGAGCAUUUUGACGACGUGGCGGAUAAAAUACAGUUUACCGCAGAGCGCGGCGGCCGCACUUUGGUGCACUGCAACGCCGGCGUGAGCCGCUCCGCCUCCCUGUGCAUGGCCUACCUGAUGAAGCACCGCGGGGUGCCUCUCCUGGAGGCCCACGGGUGGGUGAGGAGCUGCCGACCCGUCGUGAGGCCCAAUAACGGCUUCUGGAAACAGCUCAUCCGCUAUGAGAUGGAGCUCCGUGGGUGCACCUCUGUCCGAAUGGUGGUGUCCUCCAUGGGAGAGGUGCCAGACAUUUAUGAACAGGAGGCCAGAAAUAUGAUACCACUGUGACCAAACCACUGCUUCAUGGGGAUAGUAUUAACUAUGAAACAAUGUGUGGGCAUUAAUGUGCUGUAUUGUGUGUCACGUGCACAUUGAUAAACUGCUGUUCUGUCGUCUGAAUAAAACAAAUGCUUCAUUU
This is a messenger RNA of Pseudoliparis swirei, 793 nucleotides long. Its product is annotated as dual specificity protein phosphatase 18-like. Gene Ontology annotation, biological process: protein dephosphorylation. The transcript has a single exon. Lineage: Eukaryota; Metazoa; Chordata; Actinopteri; Perciformes; Liparidae. The coding region runs from base 28 to 663 and encodes 211 amino acids. Gene Ontology annotation, molecular function: MAP kinase tyrosine/serine/threonine phosphatase activity. The record is from RefSeq and is a predicted model, not a curated record.